AUGGACAUACACGAAUGCCGCGUUCGCGGCUCGACGUCGGCGCGCGACCUCCUGGUCCGACUUGGCUGCUGGUCGACCGAAGAGGCGCGUCAGGGGGACUUCGCGUGCGCGUCCCUCGGCUCUGACGGCGCCGCCCGCCACGAACAGACGCAGCCGGGGACCAUCCCGAACGCAUCGCUGUCGGCGCGCGAGUUCCACACCAUGACCUCGGCACCGCCCCCGUCCUUGAGCGUGUUCGCGGGCGACGCUAGGGCGAUGGUGCGCGCCAACUCCGUGAGCGCGCUCUUCUCCGACGGCGUCCAGCGCGGCGGGCACCCCGUCCGCUCCCGCCUCCUCGCGCCCUCGGAAGACAUGGACGUCGGCACCCCCCCGGGGUCCCCGCACCGCGUCAGGCCUCAGGGCGCCGCCGUGGGGCCGCGGUCGCCCCUGCGCGGCAACUCGAAGACCUGCGUGCUCCCGAACAUCGCGGAGGAGCGGGGCCGCGACAGCGCCGUCGGGGAGCCCGCCGCCAACAGCCGCCCCGUGGCCCUGCCCAUGUGGGGCGCGAGCGCCGACGGCGGCGACGCGGACUUCGGGGGCACUCCGCCGAAGCAGCGCGCGCUCUCGCCGGCCACUCUCUCGUCGCCGCAGAAGAGGGCGUUCGGCGGGGAGGGGUCGGCCCGCGGCACGAGCCGCUUCCACGCAGAACUGACUCCGUCGGGCGACCGCGUGGUGGCCGUGUCGCGCUCCUUGAGCUGCCUGGCGGGCCUGGACGAAUCCGGCGCGUCGCCCACGCGGUGGUCGGAGUUCCAAUGCGGCCAGCCGCCCGCGAAGGUGUCGUGCGGCGCGUCGGUGCGCUACACGCGCGUGCAGACGGACGCGACGGUCGACGGGGUCGACAACGACGGCACCGGCCCGCGCGACGGCUCGGGCGGCGUCCUCUGCGACGACCCCGCGAUCCGCGGCCCCAAGUGA
Molecule: messenger RNA, 954 nt
Organism: Pedinophyceae sp. YPF-701
Lineage: Eukaryota; Viridiplantae; Chlorophyta; Pedinophyceae
Source: the annotation of a GenBank genome assembly